Messenger RNA from Microthlaspi erraticum, 558 nucleotides. The record is from the annotation of a GenBank genome assembly. Lineage: Eukaryota; Viridiplantae; Streptophyta; Magnoliopsida; Brassicales; Brassicaceae.
AUGAAAGAGACGAUCAGGUGCUGCAUCGCCUGCAUUCUACCGUGUGGAGCUCUGGACGUGAUCCGCAUCGUACACUCAAACGGACACGUGGAGGAAAUCAGUGGCACGAUCACCGCCAGCGAGAUAAUGAGAGCCCACCCGAAGCACGUACUCAAGAAGCCUUCCUCUCCACCGUCCGAUCAUGAAGACCGUGAUGACGUCAUCUCAGCCACGAAGAUCGUCAUCGUACCUCCCGAAGCUGAGCUCCAGCGUGGCAAGAUUUAUUUCCUCAUGCCGGCUGCUAAAUCCGCCGGAGGAAAGAUACGACGGGAAAAAGGAAACGCAAACGCCGUCAAGAAACGCUCACAGAAUCGUCGGCAUCGUGAAGACGGCGGUGAUAAGUCUAAUGGGGAAAUAAAUAAUGAUAAAGAUAAAACUUGUGACAGGGAUUUAUCGAUGUUGGUCUCUGAUCGGUACUUGACUGAGAUAUUAUCGGAGAAAGUCGCGACGCAAAAAGAUCGGAGGAAGGGACGCGUCGGCGUUUGGAGGCCGCACUUAGAAAGCAUAAGUGAAGAUUGA